UGAGGGACUCAAGACAAAAGCAUAUUAGAAGCGAAAUCAUUUGAGGGUUUUAACUAGGGUUCAAGCACUUCCAUUUCAUUUCUUCCUCAACCUUCUUUUUCGCAAACACCAUGUGGGCACUUCGUCGAGCUUCAUUAUCUCUCAGGAAUAAAAGUUUUAAUGUUAGGGUUUCUUCUGUGAAAUUAUUGCCAAAUACUUCUGUUGAAGAUGAGUCUGGAGUUUUUGAUUCUCCAAAAAUGGUUUGUGCUAAGUGUGGAUUUUCGUCGAUGAAUCUAUGUUAUUGUUCGGGUUCAAAUUCAGGACAUGGUUUUUUAAAAUUUAGUUUGGGUAGAUUAGGGUUUUCUUCGGAAGCUGGUGCGAAAACUACGAAAGAGGAGGAUGAUGAUUUGGAGGAUGGGUUUUCGGAGCUGGAGACGCCGCUGGGUGAGGAAAGUGAAAAAGGGGUAGUUUCUGAUAGUGAAGAUUCUGAUGAGAGUGAUGAAUCGGAAAUUACGGGGCCACAUAAUGAGCUGGAGUUACCGUUAUCGCAUGAUGUGGAUGAGGUUUCAACGGGGAAGAGGUCGAGUAGAAAGAGGGCUGAUUCGGAACUUUUUAAAGCUAUUAUGAAUGGUACCGGGCCUACUAUUUAUACGGCUUUGGAAAAGUGGGUUGAAGAUGGGAAAGAAUUGAGCAGAGAGGAGAUUUCACUGACUAUGAUUAAUCUCCGGAGGCGGAAGAUUUAUUUGAAAGCUUUGCAGCUCUCAGAGUGGCUCGAGUCAAAGAAGCAUCUUGAAUUCGUUGAAAGGGAUUAUGCUUCCCAACUUGAUUUAAUUGCCAAAUUGCAUGGCCUACAUAAGGCAGAAGUUUACAUUGAGAAAAUUCCAGAAUCCUUUAGAGGGGAGAUAAUAUACCGAACUUUAUUGGCUAACUGUGUUACUCAGAACAAUUUGAAGAAAGCAGAAGAAAUUUUUAAUAAAAUGAAGGAUUUAGAGUUUCCUCUUACACCAUUUGCGUGUAAUCAGUUGCUCCUUCUGUAUAAGAGGACUGACAAAAAGAAAAUAGCUGAUGUGUUAUUGCUGAUGGAACAAGAGAAUGUCAAACCUUCUCCUCUGACUUUUAAGAUCUUAAUAGAUGUAAAAGGCCAGUCCAAUGAUAUUGAUGGAAUGGAUCAAAUUGUUGAUCAAAUGAGGGCUGAGGGUAUUGAACCGGACAACUAUACAAAGGCAGUUUUGGUUGGGCAUUACAUCUCAGGCGGGCAUGAUGAUAAAGCUAAAAUGUUGUUGAAGGAGAUGGAAGGUGAAAACUUGAAGGAGAAUCGGUGGGUCUGUCGACUUUUGCUUGCUCUCUAUGCAAAGUUGGGAAUGGCCGAUGAAGUGGGAAGAGUUUGGAAGGUCUGUGAGACACGCCCUUCAGUUGAGGAUUGUGUAGCUGCAAUUGAAGCCUGGGGAAAGUUGAAGAAAAUUGAUGAAGCAGAGGCAGUUUUUGAGGUGAUGGCAAGAAAAUGGAAGCUUACGUCCAAGAACUGCUCAGUACUACUGAAUGUUUAUGCAAACAACAAGAUGCUAACGAAGGGCAAGGAUCUUAUUAAGCGAAUGGCACAUAAAGGAUGUCGAAUAGGCCCGCUGACCUGGAAUGCAUUAGUGAAACUUUAUGUCCAAGCAGGGGAAGUGGAAAAGGCUGACAGUGUUCUGCAGAAGGCAAUCCAGCAGAGUCCGGUGAGGCCAAUAUUUUCUUCCUAUAAUACUCUUCUUGAGGAGUAUUCUAAGAGGGGUGACAUCCAUAAUUCGGAAAAGAUCUUCUACAGAAUGAAACAGGCUGGUUAUAUAUCUCGACUAAAGCAGUACCAAAUUCUUAUAGAGGCAUAUAGGAGGGCCAAUGUUCCAGCUUAUGGGAUUAGGGACAGGUUGAAAGCAGAUAAUGUAUUUCCCAACAAAACUUUGGCUAACUUGUUGGUUCAAGUUGAUGGAUUUAAGAAGACUCAAGCUUCCGAUUUGCUUGAUUGAGGAGAUUGACAGAUCCUUGUGCAAUAAGGUUGUUUCUACGGAUGACUAUGCUAAUGUUGUUAGUUAAAUAGUAGGUUUUGACAUAUUUUAUUUGGAAGUUUCAUAAUCAUGUUUGAAAAACUCAAGAACAAGUAUGUGCUUAUUACAGCGUAAUGUUGCUUUUUAUAUUAAAUCUUGCUGAAGGGUUCUAGAACAUAAAUGAAUCAUUUACAUUUUA
Messenger RNA from Medicago truncatula (barrel medic), 2199 nucleotides. RefSeq names its product pentatricopeptide repeat-containing protein At1g80270, mitochondrial. Gene Ontology annotation, cellular component: mitochondrion. The transcript has 3 exons. NCBI's taxonomy places the organism in Eukaryota, Viridiplantae, Streptophyta, Magnoliopsida, Fabales, Fabaceae. Gene Ontology annotation, molecular function: protein binding. The coding region runs from base 111 to 1982 and encodes 623 amino acids. The record is from RefSeq and is a predicted model, not a curated record.